Scylla paramamosain (green mud crab) is the source of this 5121-nucleotide messenger RNA. RefSeq lists its product as uncharacterized. NCBI's taxonomy places the organism in Eukaryota, Metazoa, Arthropoda, Malacostraca, Decapoda, Portunidae. The transcript is spliced from 12 exons. Gene Ontology annotation, molecular function: cysteine-type endopeptidase activity. Bases 167 to 2413 code for a protein of 748 amino acids. The record is from RefSeq and is a predicted model, not a curated record. Gene Ontology annotation, biological process: proteolysis.
ACAACUUUAGGGCAAAGGUACAACUGAGCCCAGAUCCAAGACCCAGACCCAGACCCCGAGCACCGUCACAAUAACAACAUUUGACAAGUGGCUGCAGCGGGGAGGGUGCGUGUGGUAAUGAGUGUCCUGAGGGUGUCCUGAGGCAGUGUGAGGCAGGGCCAGCACUAUGAGUGGGGAAGAAUGGAAAGCUGUGAAGGAGCAGGUGGAGGCAAUAGCAACGGAGGUGGUGGCAUGGGGCCGCACAACAGAUGUGAUUUACAGCCUCCUCCAACAGAAGCUGCUGACUGAGGCUAACAUGGCCCACCUGAUGAGUCUGAACACAAAGAAGGAACAAGUGAGGCAACUGGUGGCUUUGUUAGCAGCAUCAGGAUCUGGCAGCAGCAGCAGCAGCAGUCUGAGGAGCUUCCUUGGGGUUCUUCAGGAGCAGGGGAUGGAGAACCUGGUGAAGUGUCUGGACCCUGAUGGCAACCACUCUCCUGAACCCCUCAGCCAAGAUCCUAGUGCCUUUUCUGGUCUGCGGGUUACCCCAUUCCAGCACCAUCUUCAGCAGUGGGCAGGGGGAGCAAGCAACAUAACAACCCUCCCUGGCCACCCCAACUUUACCUUCCCCAACCCAGGCCAGGAUAUCACCAACAAUAAUGAAAAUGACAACUUGAAUGCCAACACACCCAUGGACACUCACACUGCCUCACCAAGCUCCUCUGCCAGUCCCCGCACACCCCUCAAGAUAUCAGUGGUGCCAUGUCGGGAGAUUGGCGGCAAGCAUUUCUUGAGGAAUGAGGUAUACAAUAAUGAAUCUGAACCUCGAGGUUACGUCUUCCUGGCCAACUACAAGAACUUUCUUGAUGAGCAGCAUGAGACUCGCUCGGGUUCUGAGAUUGAUGUCCAGAAUCUGUGCCAGCUGUUCAGCCAGAUGGGAUACAAGCCUUCCUACCACAUCAACAUGACCAAAUGGGAAACCAUCCAGGCUCUGAGGGACUUCCGCAACAUGAAGGAGCACAGUAAUGUGGACUCGUGCAUUGUUGUGUUCAUGAGUCACGGCCGAGACGACACUUCCUUCUACACCUCAGACAACCAUUACCUUACUGUGCACAAUGUGGUGGAGCGUUUUAAUAACAGAGAGUGUCCAAUACUCAAGGGGAAACCCAAGAUUUUCAUAUUUCAGUUCUGUAGGGGUGUAGGCCCAGAUAUAGGGGUGGAUGCUGCUAAUGUGUCCCAUGUGAAGAGCAAGGGCAACAGUAAUGGCCUUGAUGUGGAAACUGAUUCAAGCACCUUUGGGAGCACUGUGCCAGAGCGAGACCCAACCUACACUGAUAUGUACAUUGUUUACUCUACUGUUGGAGGUUUUGUAUCAUUCCGCCACCCUGAAAGUGGAUCAUGGCUUGUGGAGGCAAUCUGUGAGGUGUUUAUGAAGGAUGCUUGUGAUACUGAACUGGAACACCUCAUGAAGAAGGUUUCAAGGCGUGUCCGGGCCAACUUCAGCACUGAGGGAAACAAACAGGCCUGCGAGUUUGUCCAGAGAGCGUUCGACCGCCACUUCUUCUUCAACCCAAAGCCACUACCAUCUCUAUCCUCUCUCAACCUUAGUCAACUGGGUGAGAUGCUGCCUAGACUCAAGCCUGUCCACCACAGGAGGAUCCGCACUUCCUCCCCCUCAAGCAAGCUCAAGUCAGGUAAUGCAUGUGGGGGUGCACGAAGGAGACACUUCAGUGGAGAAAACAGUACCUCGGAAAAUCACCUUGAUGAUCUAGAUGUGCUUGACAACUCAAAGACUCCUGCCCUGCAUCCCCGAGUCAAAAGCCUGAGCACCUCUUAUCGAAGGAAGUCUGCUUCAGAAGUGCCUAAUCAAAAUCUGUUUCAUGGUAUGACCCGUGGCCACAGCUUCAGUGAGCUGAAUUCAGGAGGCUCUUCACCAGAACCCUCUGAAACUUCGGAGCUUGGGGCUACCAGCUGUUUCAGUUUGGAGAGGUUGUCAUCCUUGGAAGAUCCUCAGCAGCAGUGCAGUAAUGCUGGCUUCCAAGUGAGUGAGGCAUGUGGAGGCAGUUCUAGGGAACUCCACCCUGACCUGAUGGUAGAAGCCUCACCCCUGGAGUCCCCCAAGGAGGGUUUCCCACUGAUUCACUCCCAGUCAGCUUUGGAGGCCAUUGCACCCUCUGAGUUUGGUGGUGUCACAGGAGUUGGGCCGGAGGUGAGGGGUGCUGAGGAGCUGCGGCCGUCCUUCAAGAGACAGUUAUCGGUGCCUUCCAAUAAUGAGACUCUUCAAAAGGUGAAUGAUGUGCGUCGCUAUCUGCAGUUGAAUGAUUCUGAUGAAGCUUUGCUCCACCCUCUGAAGCGCAUUGAGAGCUUCAUCAACAAGAAGAAGAGAGAAGGGAAGCGCAGGAAGAUGGGGGAGUCCAACAGCCAAGAGUAUUAAUGUUGAUAGUAAUAGGAAGAAAUAAUCUGAAACUUUUCCUCAUCAAACAUUAAUUGUAUUUUCUCAAAUAUGUCAAGAAAAUUUAUUACAGAAAAUAUCUUUUCAGGAUCUCUUCUUGUGUUUAAUGAGGAUCUAGUAUUCUUGGGUGUCAAGAGAUAUUGACAAGAGGUGUGUCUUAAGAAACUUGAUGUGGUGCUCAUUAGGUAGGUGGAACAUAUGUGACAGUAGUGGCCCUUUCUGCUCAGGAAGUGUGGCUUGGGUGCCUGCAGGGUGUCUUUUAAUCCAACAUUUUAGACACAUCAGAUAUUAACAGUGGAAGGGAACAAGUAUUAGUUUUAGUUGUUUGUUGAUGUGUAUACUUUUUAACGGUUACCAUGUAAUUUUUAUAUGUUUUUUUUAUGCAUGCUGUUGUUGCAAUUAUGAAAUCUGCAUGGUAUUUUCAACCUCCCUUUCAUGUGAUAACUCAUCCCAUUUUGUGGACUGUUGCAAGCCUUUCAGGUUUAAAUCAAAUUAAACUUAUGACUUUAGGGUAUCAUUUUUAUUGUGAUUUAUUUUAUUUUAUUUUAUUAUUAUUAUUAUUAUUAUUACUAUUAUUAUUAUUUUAUUUUAUUUAUUUAUUUAUUUAUUUAUUUAUUCAUUUUUAUCUGCUUGAAUAAUUUCUGCUUACAAUUGUUGACUGAUGGGGAAAAAAAUUGCUGGCUCAAAGAUUCACCAUCAGUAAAUCAUGUAUCGACAUAACCUUGAGUAUUCUCUAUGACCUCCCAUCUUGAAAAGUACAAAAGUUAACAGUCCACAGGCACAUGUGUGACCAGAAUGUGUUGAGUAUUCUGUAACAGCUCAAUGUAUAUAAUUUCAUCCUUGUAUUGGGGAAGGUUUGAAUCUUACCAGUAGAAAUUUAUCUCUGUAUUUUGAAAGGUCAGUUUGUCUCAGUUACCACCCCUUCUGGCUAUGUCAGCCUGGUAUACAGGUAAUGUUUAAAGGUUUGAAUCUCAUUGUUGGAACACGAAUGUGAACAUGUAUUUUGUAAAGAUGAAAAGGAGAAAUUAACAACGUAGUGAGAAUUUAUUUGUUGUUGGUGCCACUGCACAAACAAUGGCAGUCUUGUGCAAUAUUACUUUUUUUUAGAUCUCACUCUGCAAUUGGUGUUAUAGCUUGGCUGAUGACCUUUAGACUCAGGUUUGUGUGACCAGUGUGGUGAUUUUUAAUGUGUCAGCUGUCAUACAAGUUUUUAGCCAGGCCAAGUCCAUUUAUCUUGGAUGUUGUGGUGUAGUGAUUUUUGAGUGAUACAGCUAGGAUCAUUAAUCUCACCUGUGAUUGAUUUUAUGCAUUUUUAUAAAUAAUAGGGCUGAAUUCUGAUUAGUGCAGUACAUUUGAGAGUAACUAGUUAGUGCUAGUAAUACCUUCAUUACUCACAGAAGCAGUGCAGCAUACAGGAUAACAGUAAAGCAGUAGAGGCCCUCAGUAGGUCAGUUUUCAUGGUUCAGUAAUAGCACAAUACCUUCUGUAGUAUGUGAUGCAGGAACGAUUAGUGGGUUCAGUUUUGCUUCAGUAUGCACAGUCUUGUUAGUGUGGAAUAGUUAUUCAGGGAAUAGUGAAUGUACAAGAGCUGAUUACAUAUAAUCUCCUGCCUGUCAGAUGGGAAUCCUUACUUCAUUCACUACACAGCAGACUGGCAGCAGUUGUGAUACACCAUAUAUAAUAGCCAACAAGUUUUCCACAAGAAAAUUAAAGUUCUUGACCAAGCUGAGGUUGUGCUGUGCAUCAUGUCUUGUUAGGAUCCAGCAGCAAGUGCCAGUCAUUGAAAACUGAGACGGUAAUAAGCUGAGGAAUCACAAUCCUUGGUCGUCUGUCAGUCUUGCCCACUUUUUCAUUCAUUGCAUGUGGUAAUUUUGAUCUAGUAUUCAUGAGAAUGCCCUAAGAAAGUGGCUGAUACUAGUAUUCAUGAAAGAGUGCCUUAACAAAGUAGCUGAUACAUAUCUGUGAUAGCUUGGAGGUGACAGAAAAAGCUUCUUUCACUCUCUCCCAGUGGUGUGUGGGGGGAGCACCUGGCCAUGUGUCCCCUAAAGUAAUAGCAAUACAGAUACCAUGUUUGUGUAAUAAUUAAUUUAUUACCAUGACACAGCUGGAAUAAUCAGUAUUAAGAUAUGGCAUUGAGGGCCAUGGCAUUUGAUAUUGUACACCAUGACUACUGAAGGACAAUAUAAGCAUGUUUUGUUAAUGUACCUGGUACUCCCCCUCCACUAUCCUUUUUCUCCCUUUCUUUCUCAUCUGUAUCCUUACUUCUUCCCUCUCAAUAGCAGCCAAGAUUAUCAUCAAGAACAAUGCUGUCAUAUAUGGUGUAUGCUAGUGGUCAUGGAGUAAUCAGCUACUAGAAGAAAGCUGUGAGCUCAUUUACCAUGUAGGAAAGUCACAUGUACAGUGCAUAUUACAUUAGGACUACCUGGGCAUAGCAAACAGACCAGCUUAUCAGGAGUGUGUCUUCCAGCCCCUUCUCAAGAUGCCCACCUGUAAUGAGUAUGAGUAUUGCUCUUGGUAGUACAUACUUUGUUAAUUUUAUAUUGUAAGUUUUUAUACUGACAGUUUUCCUUUUGAGGUCUGCAGACAGAUGUUGUAUUGUUAUGAACAAUCCUAACCAGAGUAGAUAAGAUAGCCUGUAGGUAGGCAUCAGUACAAUGUAUUAAUUACUAAUGAAGGUGCUUUUACCUAAA